AUGGAAGAGGUGUGGAAAGACAUAAACCUUGCAACCUUAAAUGAGCAAGUCACACGCCCCACCACUACCCAAUCCAACUUGGGAGGGGUAAUCCUCCAAGACUUUCUCGCUCGACCCUUCACCAUUGACCCACCAAACACCAUUCUUUCCUCACAAACACCCUCUCUCUACUGCUCCCCCUCCUCCCCGGCCCCACCGCUCCUCACGGCUCUCAGCCUUAGCUCUCACCCCCACCUCUAUUUCGACCCUCUCACUCCCAAACCCUCACACCCCCACCACCCUCUACCCUCCACCCUCUCUUCUUUCACCACCCCGCCCCCCACCUCCUUAGGCGCCAAAAGAUUCGCAGAACCCGAUUGCAACCUCGGCGACAGAAGAAACAAGCGCAUGAUCAAGAACCGCGAGUCUGCUGCACGAUCGCGGGCUAGGAAACAGGAAAAUUUAGCUUCAUUUUUUUGCUCCUUAAUUUUUCCGACGGCUUAUACGAACGAACUGGAGGUAGAAGUUGAGCAAUUAAAGGAAGAGAAUGCAAGACUCAAAAGACAGCAAAAACAGUUGAGUGAUGUUGCAGCCAGUGAGAAAAAGAAGAAGGGUAGCCUAUAUCGAGCAUCUACGGCUCCAUUUUGA
Molecule: messenger RNA, 627 nt
Organism: Sphenostylis stenocarpa
Lineage: Eukaryota; Viridiplantae; Streptophyta; Magnoliopsida; Fabales; Fabaceae
Source: the annotation of a GenBank genome assembly